This is a messenger RNA of Acanthaster planci (crown-of-thorns starfish), 1979 nucleotides long. RefSeq names its product 2-aminoethanethiol dioxygenase (gene ado). Lineage: Eukaryota; Metazoa; Echinodermata; Asteroidea; Valvatida; Acanthasteridae. Gene Ontology annotation, cellular component: mitochondrion. Gene Ontology annotation, molecular function: oxidoreductase activity, acting on single donors with incorporation of molecular oxygen, incorporation of two atoms of oxygen. The record is from RefSeq and is a predicted model, not a curated record.
GUCCCAGUUACACGGCUGCAGCUUGACAUUACGCAUCGAGAGUUAGGUUGUGGCUGCAGCCAUUUUUCAUAGAGUUGUGUGUGAUUCCAAGCCGCAGCCAAAUGAUUCGGACACGGCUACCUCUGUAAAUGAACACGCAUGAGACGUGACGGAUGACAACCUUGGAAUGGCGAACCAUUCAGCGAUCCAAAAGCUCUCGAAACAAGCGCUGGAAACUUUCAAAACAGUCCAUGGAGACAAAAGUGUCUUCCUGGAUAAACUGAACUCUCUCCGGACGAGUAUGAAUCGAAUCCGGGCCACCGAUCUUGGCAUAGAGCCCGCUGCAGCCGCGAACCGUGUCGAGCCCUCGCCAGCAGCCCCGGUCGGCUACAUGUUCGUAGCGGAGAACCCCGUGGUGUCCAUGGGAGUCUUCGUGGUGGAGCGCGGAUGUCGGCUCCCGCUGCACGACCACCGCGACAUGCACGGCGUCCUCAAAGUCCUCUUCGGCACGAUACGGGUGCGGUCCUACGAUCUCCUCACGGAAGAGCAGAGGAAGACAACCGACCUCCCAGACGUCCUCACCACAAACUCUGAGUCUGACUCGGUGAACUCAUCCACGGACCCAGACUCCCCGCUGGCGCUCCAGCAGUCGACCCUGGCAAGAACUCUCCUUCCAGUUCGGCCAAGGGGGGAGGUUGAAUUGACCCCAGACAGUGAGCCAUGUAUUCUGACCCCACUGGAGGCCAACGUGCACUCGAUAGAGUCGGUCGGUGGACGAGCAGCUUUUUUGGACAUCCUGUCGCCACCUUACGAUCCGGAAUUGGGAAGAGAUUGUGUAUACUACAAGGAAACCAGGUUCACUGACUCAAAAGAGAAUGUGGGAGAUGUGAGUUGGUUACGGAAGAUCCCACAGCCGUCCAGUUUUUGGUGUUGCCAGGAGGAAUAUUUAGGACCCACUGUUGACCUGGAUAGCUUAUAAACUGAUCUUUGGAUUUAACACAUCAUCCAAAGUUAAAGAACUGUUUGCAAUUAAUGAGCAUUAAAACCAAUGCAGCGCAGCCCACAGAUGGACUUGAACAUUUGGGGCACUUUUCUGUUUUAAUGGAGCAGCGCAGACAUUCGGGAGUUUCACAAAAUUGCAGCUGGCAACUACACCACGCCGAUGAAAACAACUGCAUUGAACGCAUGUGUGUGUGCUGAUCAAAGAAAUGAUUGUGCAACCCAAUCCUCGGACUGGCUGGUGUGUGCAUACGUCGCCACGGUCCCUGUUUUCACCGGCGCAGUACCUGUCAUUUUUCGAGAGUCCUGGAUGUCGUCGCUGCCCCAUAGCCUACAUAUCUGUAGUUUAAAGAUAACUGCAACUGUUAAAUCAAAUGUAUAGAUACAGUAGAAAAUUCAAUGUGCCAACUCUUGACUUUUUCUGUGGAAAGCGCACUUUGACUCGGACCAAUAUGUUUUAGAACUGCCUGCCUUCUACAUUGUACAACUAGACUUAUGUUUUUUCUUCCGAUUUCCCCAGGGACCUUCAAAAAAGGUUUUUUACAGUGAGGCUGACACAUUGAUUCUGGUCAUUAUUCACAAGUUCCAGCAAAGUGCUUUUCUUAUUGGUGUAGAGAUUUCAUAUGUUUAGCUUUAAAUGUUUGAUGCCAAAACAUUCAAAUGCCAACCUGCCCGGUGGACUUGAAAUCAUUUUGCUUAUGUGAAUCCGCUUGUAAACUGUAACGCGCAUUGUUUUCUCAAACCCCACAUAAGUCUAGUACAGAUUUGUAUAUUCAUUUUAAGAUUACUGAACCAUGAUGUUUGAUGAAUUCUGUCCAUAUUUCAAAGUAAAUGAAUUACAUCUUUUGUGUGGUUAUUCUUGGUUACACAAUUUUAUUUAUAACCUGUGCUCUCUAUGCAAGUUAUUUUGUGUUUAGCUUUAUCAGACUGCAAUGCUGGAAAAUAAUGAAUGGCUUGCCUAAUUGUUUGUUGAAUAAAUUUGCUUGUCACUGGUAAUAGUA